Letharia columbiana is the source of this 1605-nucleotide messenger RNA. RefSeq lists its product as uncharacterized. Lineage: Eukaryota; Fungi; Ascomycota; Lecanoromycetes; Lecanorales; Parmeliaceae. The transcript is spliced from 3 exons. Bases 1 to 1605 code for a protein of 534 amino acids. Gene Ontology annotation, molecular function: transmembrane transporter activity. Gene Ontology annotation, biological process: transmembrane transport. Gene Ontology annotation, cellular component: membrane. The record is from RefSeq and is a predicted model, not a curated record.
AUGACCGCACCCAGCGAGGUAGCAUUCAGUGUUAGCCCACCGAAGGAUCCAGCAGGGGUUGAAGAAGGGGAAGGCAUGCAAGCCCGCAUCGAGCGGCUUGGCAGGCAAAGACCUGCCAAGUUCAAAACCGUAUGGACAGAGUUUGGCUUUUGCUUCUCACUGUUGGCAUCCAUGAUUAUGGCAGAAUAUUUCGUCAGUGGUUUCAACGUGAUCCUACCGACCCUGGCAACCGCUCUCGACAUCCCUGCCCAAUCACAAACGUGGCCCGCGAACGUAUUCUCUCUGAUCACGGGGGCUUUCUUACUUCCCUUCGGCCGCCUCGCCGACAUCUACGGUGGCUGCACCGUCUUCAUGUUCGGGAUGAUCUGGUUCUUCCUUUGGUCUUUGAUAGGAGGCUUCAGCCGCAAUUACCUCAUGCUAAACUUCUGCCGCGCACUUCAGGGUCUUGGACCUGCUGCGUUUUUACCUGCUGGGGUCAUGCUGCUAGGAAGCAUCUAUCGCCCAGGGCCGAGGAAAAACCUGGUGUUCAGUCUUUAUGGGGCUUGUUCGCCAAUAGGCUUUUUCACGGGUAUUUUUUUUGGUGGACUAAGUGGACAGUAUCUACCUUGGGGUUGGUAUUUUUGGAUUGGAUCGAUAUUACUGUUUCUGAUUAGCUCCAUUGCCUUUUUAACGAUACCGUCCGAUCGUUAUGAGAGGCAGGCUUAUGAAGUCAAAAUGGACUGGCUGGGAGUCUUUACGAUCGUCCCAGGGCUGUUGUUGGUUGUCUUCGCUAUUACUGAUAGCUCACAUGCUCCUGAUGGUUGGAACACACCUUACAUUUACGUGACCUUUGUCUUGGGCUGUCUAUUUCUAGGUGGAGCCAUUUACGUUGAGGGGUGGAUUGCAAAAAUGCCUCUAUUACCUUUCGAUCUAUUCAAGGUCAAGCAUAUGAAGGCGCUUGUGGUUGCGCUGUUCUUCUCAUACGGCGUAUUUGGAAUAUACCUCUUCUAUGCUAGCUUCUAUAUUGAGAAAGUAUUGCAUGCGACUUCCUUACAGACAACGGCAUGGUAUACGCCAAUGGCUGCAGGCGGCAUCUUCCUCGCAACGGCGGGCGGCUUUCUGCUUCAUCUACUACCAGGAACAGCCCUGAUGAUAAUCUCAGCCACUGGCUACGUUGUUUGUGUCCUGAUGUUCGCCAUAAUGCCCGAGAACCCCAACUACUGGGCCUACAUCUUUCCCGCCAUGAUCGGCGCAACCGUGGGCGUCGACAUAACCUACAGCGUCAGCAACAUCUUCAUAACGACAAGCAUGCCUAGGAAGAGACAGGGUCUUGCAGGCGCUUUGAUUAACUGCCUCGUCUUCCUAGGCAUCAGCGUCUUUCUCGGGUUCGCUGAUAUUGUUGCCACUGCUACAUCCCAUCUUGGGCUCAAGGAAAGCUACAAGGUGGCGUGUUGGUUUGGUGUUGGCUGUGCGGGGGUGUCUUUGCUUCUGCUAGUGGGCUUUGUCAAGAUCGACAAGGCCAAGAGUGACCUCACGACAGACGAGAAGGCUGAGUUGGAGGCAGAAGUCAAUAUGAUGCCGGUUGCUUCGCGGCCGGAUGAGGUGGAAACGCGUAGGGAGAGUUAA